Vigna umbellata (rice bean) is the source of this 3473-nucleotide messenger RNA. The record is from RefSeq and is a predicted model, not a curated record. Lineage: Eukaryota; Viridiplantae; Streptophyta; Magnoliopsida; Fabales; Fabaceae.
UGCAUCAGUGAGCGUGCGAUUAAGAUGGAGGCGUGAUGGAGUGUGGGCCGUGGGAUCUUGAGAUUGAGGAAAUGAAAGGAGUCUUUAAGUGGAAAGAGGAGAGAGCGAUCUAACCCUUUUGGCAUCUCAGCGUUUGCGUUUCUUCGCGAUUUGCUUUCAUUCUGUGUUGCGCUGAGUUAAGAAGAAGGUGGUGAGCGUCUGCAAUGGAAAGCCGUCGCUGUUAGGGUUUCCCCCACAUUGCAUUUGGGACGUCACGCUAUACACACCCAGGUUCUCGAUUGGAUUCUACUUAGGGUUUCCAACAUUUUUCUUUCCCUUCCAUCGCGCAUUCUCGAGAUCUAGGGUUUAUGCUUCGGUUAUUCUUUUUACUUUCCUUUCCGUUUUCGCAAUUCUUUGGUUUCUUGUUUCUCUCCUCGAUUUUAAAUAAUGAGCGUGUCAUUGCUCACUUCGCUGUGCCAAAUAGGGAUUUUUGAGGAAUUUCGCAUCUGAAUAAGUCGCGAUUGCUAUUGCGCCCUCGAAGCGGAAAGCCUCGUCUUUCUUUCGACAUUUUUUUUAUUGGAAGCGAAUUGGGAAACGGACAAACUGACAUAAGCCGAUAGGGUAUGAGAGAAGUACACCCGUCACUGGGUUUUAUGAUAUUUUGCUUUAAAAUUUGGAGGAUAAGACUUGAUUUGUGCUUCGGGGUAUUGGGUUUUUUUACAGAGAUUAUUGUGUGGGAGUAAAAUUUGUUGUCGGCGUUGAUAUGUGCAGUUGUUGGAGUUUUAUCUUAUGGCACCUACUGUACCUAUAGAGUUUGCUGGACAAAAGGAAUCCAGAAAGUACUCUCAUUCACAGAAUAUGGGGAAAUCUAGGAAAUAUUCCAAAGCUUAUGCUACUGGUUUUGUUCCUGAUUUUCGGCAUGCUGUUGAGACUAUGGGUGAAUCGGAAGGGUUGGGCAGCUUGGGAAGGGUUGAUACCGAGCUUACGGCAUCAGCAGAUUCUUGUGCACCAAAGAGGAAGUGCCCUGGUUUGAGCACAGGUGGUUAUGGUAGUUUUGAUGUACCUUUUCAACUUUUCUCUUUGUCAAGGAUGUCGGGUUUUGAGAGAAAGGAUUUGAAAACAAGGUUGACAUGGGAACUUGAACAAGUAAAGGAAUUUCAGAAGAAAGUUGAAGCUAUUAACUCAAAUGCUCUAGUGUUAUCACCCUCCAGUGACAUUAGGAGCUGCAGUGCAGGGCAGAAGAGGCCUAAGCUGGAGAGCCAGCCUUUGGCAAUGGAAGUAUCGGUGCCACAUGGUAAGAAAAGGCCCUUACCAGGAAAUAGUGGUCCCAGGACAAAGAAAAGUAUAUCUGGGCGUCCUGAACUUCCAAAACCUGCUGCGCCAGUGGCCUCACAUGCUGCGAUGAUGAAACCGUGUGAGUCAUUACUUAACCGAUUGAUGACUCAUCAAUUUGGUUGGGUUUUCAACACACCUGUUGAUGUUGUUAAAUUGAACAUUCCGGAUUAUUUCACUGUCAUCAAACAUCCAAUGGAUUUGGGUACUGUGAAGAGGAGAAUAACCUCUGGUGAAUACACGAAUCUCAUGGAUUUUGCUGCUGAUGUGCGACUGACUUUCUCAAAUGCAAUGACAUAUAAUCCACCUGGCAAUGAUGUACACGUCAUGGCUGAUACCCUUCAUAAAAUUUUUGAAUCGAGAUGGAAGGCGAUAGAAAAAAAAAUUCCUGUUAUUGACUGUGUCCCAUCUGAGCCUUCUAGACCUACGCGUAUGGAAACUGAAAUUUCUGAUCGAGUUCCUCCCUCAAAAAAGAAGAAAAUAACAUCAAAUAAUGUCAAGCCUGAGCCUCUUAAAAUAAUCAUGACUGUAGAGGAGAAGCAUAAAUUGAGUGUAGAGUUGGAGGCCAUGCUUGGAGAGCUGCCUGAUGCUAUUGUUGAUUUCUUGAGAGAGCAAAGUUAUAAUGCAGGGCAAACCAAUGAUGAUGAAAUUGAAAUCGAUAUUGAUGCUCUUAGUGAUGAGACCCUGUUCAAACUGCGGAAGCUUCUGGAUGAUUAUUUGCUGGAGAAGCAGAGAUCUCAGGCAAAAGCUGGACAAUGUGAAAUGGAGCUUCUGAAUGAAUCAGGGUUCAGUAAUUCACCGGUGCAGCCUUGCAAAGGCAAUGAACAGGUGGAGGAGGAUGUGGACAUUGUUGGUGGAAAUGAUCCUCCUAUUUCAACUUAUCCUCCAUUAGAGAUUGACAAAGAUGAUUCAGACUCGGGUAGUUCAUCUGGAAGUGAAUUGGAUAUGGCUAAAACAUCAGAACCUCUUAGUGGUACCAAGGAAAAUGUAGGUUCUGGUUCGACUUUAGAUCAAAACAAAGGGGAUCCUGGUAAUUCGGACACAGGAAAGGAUUCAACAAAUGUGGGAGGCCAAGUUGAGCAGACUUUCCAGAGUAAGCUUGUUGCUUCUGAACCAGAAAGCCAUCAAGAGGGGGAGAGUGCUGCAUCUAAGAGGCAAGUCUCUCCCGAAAAGCUGUACCGUGCAGCUUUAUUAAGGAGCCGUUUUGCUGACACCAUUCUUAAAGCUCAAGAGAAAGCCCUUGAAAAGGAUGAAAAGCGGGAUCCUGAAAAACUGAGGUUGGAGCGAGAAGAACUUGAAAGGCGGCAGAAAGAAGAGAAAGCACGGUUACAGGCAGAGGCAAAGGCUGCAGAAGAAGCUCGGAGGAAGGCUGAAGCAGAAGCUGCCGCUGAAGCCAAAAGGAAAAGGGAACUGGAAAGGGAAGCAGCCCGUCAAGCUUUGCAAAAGAUGGAGAAAACUGUCGAUAUAAACGAGAGCAGUCAAUUUUUGGAAGAUCUUGAGAUGCUGAGUGCUGUACAUGACGAACCUAUGCCAAGUUUCAAAGAGGAGACAAGCGCAGAUCUACCUCAAAAUGGAUUGGGUAUGAUCAACCUACAGGGGAAUCCCUUAGAACAACUAGGUUUGUAUAUGAAGGAUGAUGAGGAGGAGGAAGAGGAGGAGCUGCCUCUGAGUGGUGCUGCAGGACCAUCAAAUGAUGUGGAAGAAGGAGAAAUUGACUGAUUGUGACAUUAUUUUGGGCAAAAAAUACACAAACGGUGGUUCUUGCCCCCAGUUGCUUGACUAAGGAGGGAUGCUGCAUUUUUUGUGGCUAUGGGGUGCGGAAUAUAUCACUAUUUGUAUGGUCUGAUGCUAGUUCACACCUAAGUUUGAAGAUGGAUAGCGAAAACUUAUAGAAAAGAAGUGAAUAUUGGUUUUGGUUUUGCUUCUUUCUGAUUAUUUUUGUUUUAACUUGAGAAAUGAUUUCUGAAAAUGUGGAUAGCUAGCUCGCGGCCCCCAUUUAUCGAAGGGCUUCGGAUGGGAAGUUUGUAUCAAUCAGGAUGUCCAAUUUUGCUUGUAAAAAUGAACUCAUUUGUAACGAGUUCUGUGUCUGACUUCUAAGUAGUUUAGCUUCUCUGACAAUGUAAAAUAUUUGAGCCAGGGUAAAAAUCAAUUCUUUCUAUUUA